GCUGGAGAGCUACGCAGCCGCGUUCGAUUUCGGGACGUUAGUCCCGGAGAAAGUUCUGAUGAAAGCGAUUCGGCCCGGAAACCCCACUCCCGUCGACGCUCGACUCGGGAAAGCUCCGAGCAGAAGAUGAUCCGCUCACUUCAACGUCAAUUGGAUCAGCUCAAACUUGGUAA
Penicillium egyptiacum is the source of this 173-nucleotide messenger RNA. NCBI's taxonomy places the organism in Eukaryota, Fungi, Ascomycota, Eurotiomycetes, Eurotiales, Aspergillaceae. The record is from the annotation of a GenBank genome assembly.